AUGGAGAAACACGAGACAGCAACAGAAACCGAGGGUUCCUCUGCAGGCUUAGACAAGCCAAAGGGACCCGCGGUGAAGAUUUCGAAGCAAUGGGUCGUACCACCCCGACCCAAGCCGGGUCGCAAGCCUGCUUUAAAUGCCCAGGGAAAGAGAAAGAUUCCCAUCAAGCCAAAGCCCGCUACGCCUGAGACGUUCAGUUCGGAAGAGGCGCAAUUUCAUGUGCGCGAGGAACAGUAUCAGGAAAUGAUUGGGAGACUUCAGCGAAAGAACAAUAUACUGUUGGAGCAAUUAGAGACAAUGCACAAACAAAUGAGAAAUGUUUGCCUCGAGCGAAAUGUUACUCCUCCUUCGAGUGUGGACUUGUCGAGUGAUAUCAAUAGCACGGAAUCUCCCAAGGUCCAAAAUGCUGAACUACAGCGUCACAAUUGUCCUGUCCAACUUCCAUGCUCCAAAAAUGCCAUCUAUACGGAGGUACCGAUUGAGUUGGAUCCUCAUGUUUUCUUGGGGGAUUCAUCUAAGCGAGUCCGGUUGGCCAACAAACGUGAUGGGCAUGUGCCGUCCAAGACAGUACCUUUGAAAGCGGGUCGAGCCGUCAAUGAAAUAAACUUUACGCCACAGAACCCAAAGAUUACGGAGCGGAUUCGGGAGAAAGGUAUUUGUAACGGUGUUGAUGGAUGUCUGUAUUCCACUGAAUCCUCAGAAUGCGUGAAUAAAAAGCGGGCUCGGGAAUCCGAUGAAACAAAGAUUUAUGCGCAAUUGCUUAUUGAUCUCCAUAACUCUGCCCAGGAUGCUCCUACAGUGCUUGCUGGACCCUCGAUUGAUUUUCUUCAAUCCAAAUCAGCUCGAAAGCAAAAGCCGCCUAUACUGGAGCCUAGUUUGGAACUGAAUUCUGUUGUUCCGAGGAUUUCCGCAUAA
This is a messenger RNA of Schizosaccharomyces osmophilus, 915 nucleotides long. It is a transcript of the gene php4, whose product is annotated as CCAAT-binding factor complex repressor Php4. The transcript has a single exon. Lineage: Eukaryota; Fungi; Ascomycota; Schizosaccharomycetes; Schizosaccharomycetales; Schizosaccharomycetaceae. The record is from RefSeq and is a predicted model, not a curated record. Bases 1 to 915 code for a protein of 304 amino acids. Gene Ontology annotation, biological process: regulation of DNA-templated transcription. Gene Ontology annotation, cellular component: nucleus.